AUGGAUGAGGGUCCCCUGGAUGAAUUUCAGGGUCUGAAAGGGCAUCUUUUGGUCGAGGCAGUGUUUGGCAAGUACGGGGCCGGCACCGCGACCAUUCCAUGGCUGCUGAAUGGGAAGGAGCGUGCGAUCAAGCCUGAUAGCACCAACAGGCCAAUCAUGGAAUCUCUGGCUGAAGCGUAUGCGGACCGGAUCCUCACUUCGGGAUUGAAUGUUGACUGUUCAGGACGGGCAUGGAUGGUCUUUGGGCAGAACAACAGCCUGCCGGUCCAUGCCAUUACCUUCAAUCACAGGUCUGAGGCCAUGUACCGUGCUUUGACCCGGGACCCAGAGAGCCCCUAUGUCAAGAAGGCUUUGAGCACCGGAUUGGAAUCAGUCAGGAUGCUUCGGCCUGAUACCCCAGACAGUGUCCGUCGAAUGCUGUGUUCCAUGCACAACCAAUAUCAUGAAGGCACCGGCGAGACCUGGCUGGCCCUAUUGGACAAGGCGGAGGAGUUGAUGGAAGCUUGGGACGCCAAAAACAAUGGUCCGGGAGGCUCUGGGCUCACAACCCGGCACAAAGAAUACGAUACCUGCUUGGAAAGGUUCCUCUUCAAAGAGAAACAGGCCACUGCUUGGGGUGGCAGCCUCAAUUUUUUCAAGUCGACGACCAUCCUGAACAACUACUUGACCAAGUUUGCGGUCAAGGAUGAAGUCCGUCGCUUUUGCAACGAGCGGAUGAAUUUCGCGGAUUUCAAGCUGGUGAACAGGCCAGGGCAGAACGGGGGCUUGGGAUUGUGGUGA
Cladocopium goreaui is the source of this 780-nucleotide messenger RNA. The record is from the annotation of a GenBank genome assembly. Lineage: Eukaryota; Dinophyceae; Suessiales; Symbiodiniaceae.